Lingula anatina is the source of this 1384-nucleotide messenger RNA. RefSeq lists its product as uncharacterized. Gene Ontology annotation, molecular function: microtubule binding. Gene Ontology annotation, cellular component: cytoskeleton. The record is from RefSeq and is a predicted model, not a curated record. NCBI's taxonomy places the organism in Eukaryota, Metazoa, Brachiopoda, Lingulata, Lingulida, Lingulidae.
UCUUUGCUACUUGACAGAUCGGAGUGGCGAAACAUUGACAGUGGAUAUUUAGGUGACUUUUCACUCCGACCAACAACUCAGGACCCAUAAUUUUGUGCCAAAAGAAGAAGACGGGCACUAGGAUCUAUAUUUAUUCGCAACAGAGCUUCCAGGUGAAGCAGAACUGUGUAAUUCGGAAGCUAGUUAAAAUUCAGCUGAUCGCUUCACCGCCAAGGUUCCCACCAUGGCUUUGACUCACGAUGACCUCGAGCAGAUUAUGAAGCAGGAGUUUCCUGACUUUACGUGUAUAUGUGAAAUAUGUGAUUGUGGGCGACACAAGCAUCACAAGAACUGCAAACGAGUGGGCAAAAUAAAUAAGCGUCGUCAAAAGCAAUGUCUUCUAACGACCAGCCAGGAGACAUUUAAAGCCUUCUCCGCCCGACCCCGCUCCAGCAAGAGACCGCCACAGACACCACGUGACCCUAACCCACCCCCCAUGAUGUUCAAGACGAACCAGAGGGAUGACUUCAGACCACACGGUGAAGUGCCUAGGGUCCAACCGUUUGCGUUUCCUGACACAUACGAGAUAGACAAGGGACCGUUUCAAAACGUCACUUUCUACAGCGCCGAAUAUGGUCCAAAAGAGCUCCCCUCAGAGACCAUCUUGCGCCCCACUUCCCAGGGGAGGUACAUGAGGAAAACGUCGGCAAAGUUAGACACACGGACGACCAAUAAAGAAUCUUUCAAACACUGGGUGCCUCAGCCAGCCAUUCGUUUCGGAGAGCUUCCAAGUUUUACAGAGCAGAGAGCCAAUUUCCCAGGCCACGACCCCAAGCUGAACCCGAUGCCAGAACCGUUCGUCAAGGAGGAUCAGACAUACAGACCUAAGGACGGGAAGUUUGAUGGUCUUACUGUCACCAUGGCCGACUUCACCGAGAAAGAACUAGCUGCUGCACACGUGCCACGAGCAUUGGCGCCAAUUACGAAGUUGGACGAAAACAAGCCGAAGUUUGACGGCCGCACAAGCUUCAAGGAAUUCUACAAGAACUGGAACGUGCAACCAAGAAAGCGAUACGGAGACUUCCAUGAGGCUCAGAAAUAUUUCCCUCCCAUUGAGAAGUUCGACACUAAGUCUACGACCCAGGCUACUUACAUUCCAAAAGAGUUUGACCCCGUAAAGCCAUAUAUUCCCGAAGAGCAUACUCUAAAUAAGGACGGUAAGCUAGACUUUACUACCGUCAAUGCGGACACUUAUAAGCGACCACCCGUCAAAUUGUGCAAGGCAGAGGCUUUUCUAAUUCAACAAAAAUUAAAAAAGGAACAGCAAGAGACAUUGAGGCAGCAGCAGGAACCGUUGAAUAAAUCUCAAACGAGGUCAAACAAAACCCCGAUUGCUGCGAAAUAA